Thamnophis sirtalis is the source of this 7539-nucleotide messenger RNA. The record is from RefSeq and is a predicted model, not a curated record. NCBI's taxonomy places the organism in Eukaryota, Metazoa, Chordata, Lepidosauria, Squamata, Natricidae.
CCCCCCAUUUUAUUUCAGGUGGGGGAGAAGCAAGUUAUGACGGAAAUGGACUUACCUAUGACUAUGAAAACUCACUCCGUCACAGCCUCCUCAAUUCCAAUUUUAAAUUCAGCAGGGUCAACCAAUAUGGACUCAAUCCCACCGUCAAAAAUACCAUGACAUUGGAGACUUCCAGCCCCGUCGGAGUUAUGUUUGCCUUGUCUGUCAAUCAGGAUUCCACUGAGAAUGACCAGUCACGUGUUGUUUUUACCAAACUAGAAGGGCAAUGGAAGGUUGCUACAAUUUUUGCCAAAACCAAAUACUCACAAUCUAUCAUCUCUAAUAAGAACAAUCUCGACUUGGUAUGGGAUUCAUCCCUGACUUUUGAUUCUUCCUUGUUCGUGGCUACUAACCAAAUGAACCAAAAAAUUACAGCGGAUGCAUGGAGUCUGUCCUCUACCACAAACAUACAGAAUUUCAUUCUGACUAAUGAGGCUUCCUUAAAGUAUCAAAACAACCAGCUGAAACUGUCAUCACAGGCAAAGGGAGCCUAUCCAAACUUUGAAACAAACAACAAGUUUGAAUUAACUUUAGACAAGCAACAGGCUAUCCUUCAUUCCGAAUUAAAGACCACUUACUUUGAAAAUGUAUAUUAUGCCCUGGUAUCAGGCUCUGUUAAUAACCAAGGCCUUGAACUCAUCAGUGAUUUGUCAUUGGAAAACAAAAGGAACAAAGCCGAACACAAGUCUGCUCUAAGUAUUAAGCAGGAUGGAUUGGUGAGCAGUGCAACAACAAAAUUGCAGCUUUCCUUACUGGUCUUCCAGAAUGAAAUGAAUGCACGAAUUGGCACUUCUGGUGCUUCUCUGAAGAUUGACACCAAUGGAAGAUCUGGGAUACACAAUGCAAGAUUCAGUUUGGAUGGGAAACUAGCCCUCACAGAAAUAGCACUGUUGAGCACAUAUCAAGGGAGCAUUUUGGAUAUGGACAGCAAAAAUAUUCUGAACUUCCGAGUAAAUAAUGGAGAGCUCCGAUUUUCAAACAGUUUGACAGGAUCCUACAAACAAAUGAAGUUUGAGCACACCCAUGAGCUGAACACCGUAGGGUUGUCCUUGACGUACGUUUCCAAUUUGGACCACACUAUUAACCCAGACAUAUCCCACAAACAUCAUGUGGACCUGCAGCUACAGCCCUCUUCCCUCACAGCCAACUUGAACAAUGAUUUGAAAUACAGCAGUGCCAUUGUAAACAACAAAGCCCGCUUGCAGCUUGAGCUCUUCAAGGUAAAUCUGGAUGGUAAUAUUAAAGGUGCUUAUAGAGGCAAUGAGAUAAAGCAUACCUAUAUCUUUACGUAUGGAGAUCUGACUGCACAUAUGAAGACGGACACAGCUGCAAGCAUCCAAGGCGCAGCGCUUACCCAUAAAGUUAACUUGAACGUCGCAGGACUCUCUUCUACAAUCGUUGUCAACACAAACUGUGAUUCCAAAUUCUUAACCUUUUCUAAUGAAAUACGGUCUGCGGCUGUCCCCUUUACUGUCACUUUGGAUAUGCAUACUAAUGGAGACGGACGCUUGGCACUUUGGGGAGAACAGUCUGGGCGGUUGUAUAGCAAAUUCCUUCUAAAGGCAGAACCUCUUGCGUUUGUCUUUUCGCAUGAUUACCAGGGAUCAACCAACCACAUCACCAAUUCUAGGGGAAGAUACAACACUGGAUUAGAUAGCAAAGUCACUGUUGUUUUAACUCCAUCUGAACAAAGCAGUGCUUGGAAAACGAAGAGUCAGCUGAAUAGCCAUGUAUAUACCCAAGACUUUAAUGUGUUUAACAAUGCUGAAAAUAUUGGUGUGGAGUUGACUGGACAAACUUUAGCUGAUCUUUCUGUACUAGACUUUCCUAUGAAGAUACCAUUCACAAAUGAUGAAAGACUUAAUCUAAUAGAUACCCUGGGUUUAAGAGAAAAUAUAGCCGAGCCUCAAGAAUUUGGCCUCUCUCUUUCUCUCAAAUAUGAUAAAAAUGCAGAUGUGCAUGUCAUCAAUCUACCUUUCUUGGAAAGACUUCCGGCAUAUUAUGAGCAAUUCAGACAUUCCAUCUUAACUGCAAUGAAGUCCAUUCAGAAGAAUCUAAAGAGCAUAAAUAUAGACCAGCUUAUGAGAAAAUACAAAACAGCAUUAGAUAGGUUUCCCCAGCAAAUGAAUGACUAUGUGAACUCUUUCGAUUUGGAAAGUAAAGUGAAUAAAUUGAAAGAGAAUCUGGAUGCUUUCACAAAAGAUUAUAGCAUAACAAUUGAAGACCUUCAAAGCACAUUGGAAAAUGCUAGAGCUAAUCUGCUAAAGGUUUUGACUAAACUGCAAGUAUUUCUGACGGAAACUGAAAAGUAUGUGAAGGAGAAUUUUGACUUAAGACCAGCUAUCAUGCAACUUAUCGAGACAAUUGUUGAAAAAAUAAAAGUUCUAGAUAAGCAAUAUGAAAUCAGUGUGACAAUGAUCAACACAAUUCAGCAACUCCAGUCUUAUAUGUCUGAGUAUGACCCUAGCCAAAUAAGAAACAACGCUGCUGCAUGGGCUCAAAAUGUGGAUGACACGUACAAAAUCAGAGCUCAGAUACAAGAAAAACUUGAUCAACUGAAGAAUCAGAUUCAGAAUUUCGAUGCCCAACGUAUUGCAGAAGCUUUGAAGCAGCAAAUAAAAACAAUUGAUGUCGAAAUGCUUAUAGGAAAGUUAAAAGUACAAUUUCCAUUUGAAAAAAUAGACCAACUCCUUAGAAAAAUCAAAGACAUCCUUCUAAAUUUUAUGGAAGAUUAUGAGAUAUCUGAGAAGAUCAAUGCAUUCACAGUCCACAUGCAUAAACUUAUUGAAAAGUAUAAUAUUGACGAGCAGGCCAAGGUUCUAAUGGAUAAGGUGGUAGAAUUAUAUAAACAACAGAAAAUCUCAGAAACAGUUCAGCAGUUAGCCAUCACAUUGAAAAAAAUUGACAUAAAACCAUUCUUCAAUCAAAUUUUGAAGUUUAUCGAUGAUGCAAUUAAGAAUCUCCAAACAUUUGACUAUAAAAAGCUAGUUGAUGGUAUCAAUGACUUCCUUGACUCUGCAAUAAAGAAGCUGAAGUCCUUUGAUUACAACAAAUUUGUAGAUGAAACAAACAAUAAAAUUCGGCAAGCAACUCAAAAAAUCAAUGACGAAAUUAAAGCUUUGGAGCUGCCACAAAAAUUGGAAGCUGCAAAACAAUACAUCAAAGAUGUCCAUGCUGUGAUUUCCCAAUAUAUUGAGAAAUGGAAAGAUAGUAGACUUGCUGCAACAGUGAACUGGUUCAAUGAUCUUCUAAGCUCUACAGCAAUAGAGGAACUGAAAAGAAAGAUCUAUGAUUUCCUGGAAGAUGCACGCAAAAGAAUUUACCAAAUGGACAUUCCAACAGAAUGCCAAAGAAUCCUUCAAAAAGCAAGCCAGCUAUACAGGACCGUAGUCUCCUAUCUAGUUGACAAAUGGGACAUUACUGCAAAGAAGAUUAGUGUUUUAGCAGAGAAAUACAAUGCAAAAAAUAUGGCUGACCGUCUGAACCAGUUCGUUGAAACUGGGUUUAUUGUUCCUGCAAUCAGGCUAGGCAUAAUCAACAUACCAACUUUUGAAGUUAGUCUCCGAGCCUUAAAGGAUGCAACAUUUCAAACCCCAGAUUUUAUUGUUCCACUAACAGACCUUCGUGUGCCUUCUUAUCAGAUAAAUUUCAAGAGAUUAAAUGAAAUCAGAAUCCCAGCUAGAUUUACUACUCCUGCAUUUGUCAUUCUAAACAUUAUUAAAGUUCCCUCCUAUACAAUUGAUUUUAAUGAAAUGAAAGUGAAGAUCGUGAGGAUAAUAGAUCAAUUAAUGACAAGCGACUUUCAGCUGCCAGCAACUGAUACAUACUUUCAAGAGAUGAAAAUCAAGGAUCUUUAUUUUUCAGACUUUUCUUUACCUGAAAUGAAUUUGCCCCAGUUACAAGUACCCGAAUUAUUGAUUCCAAAGCUGAACUUGAAUGAAUUUCAAUUUCCAGAUAUAACAAUUCCGGAAUUCCAGUUACCACGUAUACCACAUACUGUAACUAUCCCUACAUUUGGAAAGCUGUCUGGUACUUAUAGAAUUGCUUCUCCCUUCUUUACGCUUACUACUAAUGCUGGUUUUCAGAAUGUAACAGCAGAUGCCCACAGCCCAGAAUUUGUAGCCUCUCUUUCGGCUAUAGCGGUAUCCAAAAUCGACUUCCUUGCUUUCACCCUAACUGCAAAUACUCACCUUUUGGCACCUGAGAUGAAAAAGUUAAUCCUAAAAGAAAACCUGAAGUUCACCAACUUGUACCUUAAAGCCGAUCACGGAAGUGAAGUCGUAUUUUUGACAGCAUCCGUUCAAGGAAAUGCUGAAACAACAGCCAGCUUCCAGACUACACGUAAUGCUAUAGAACUGCAUAACAAAUUAACAGUCAACCUGAACAAGAUUAUUUCCAUGGACAGCAAGACGCUUUAUACACAUAGGCUCAACAUUCCAAGCGCCCAGUUCACUAGCCAAGCUGAAUUAAGCAAUGAAAUAAAAACAGCAUUGGAAGCUGGACACAUUUCAGCUACUUCCACUGGUAAAGGGAAUUGGAAAUGGACUGCUCGUGACUACUCUGAUGAAGGAACCCACGAAUCAAAAGUCAGUUUCACCAUACAGAGAUCCAUAGCUGCAUUUGUAGCAGAAAACAGGAUAAGUGCCAAAUACCUAAGAGUCAACCAAAGAGCGGUGUAUGAAUACAACUUGCCAAGUUCUUCAAAGCUUCAGGUGGAGUCUACAAUUGAGUCUCCGCAACUUGGGCAGAGUGUUUUAAAUGUGCAAGGCGCAGGGAACCUCGUACAGCUGAAAAUGGAACUGUCUGCUACACACAAUGCUAAGGUGACGGGACGCAUCUCCGGGACAAUAAAUAAUGGUGUGUCCUUUUCAAUACAACCAUUUGAAAUUAAAGCAUCAGCUAAUAACAAUGUGAAUGUAAAAGUUAGCUUCCCAUUCAAAGUAGUUGGAAAAAUUGAGUCUGUAAAUGCCUACAGCUUGGUGCUCAGUCCUUCCACUCAGCAAGUUAGCUGGGUAGCUGAGGGAAGAUUUAACCAAUAUAGAUACACUCAUAACUUGUCUGCUGGUAAUAAUGAAGAUAGUACUGAAGCUAUUGUAUCCAUGAAUGGUGAUGCUAACUUGGAAUUCCUAAAUAUCCCUAUUUCAUUUCCUGAACAAUCUGUUCCCUACAUUGGUGUCAGGAUACCCCAAGUGCAAGAAUACUCUCUGUGGGAAGAAACGGGGCUGAAAAGGCUACUGAAAACUCCAAAACAAUCAUUUGAUUUAAAUGUAAAACUUCAGUACAAGAAGAACAAAGAUGUACACUCGUUUCCAAUUCCUUUAGAUGGGGUGCACAAAACACUCAAUUAUUACAUCGUGAACUUCAACAAACAUUUUGAAAGAAAUAGAGACCAUACUUUAGCAUUUCUGACAGACUCCUACAACCAAGCCAAGGUCAAGUUUGACAAAUACAAAGUGGAUACUUCAGUAAACCAAAGCCCACAAAUCUUCAGGAUUCCGAGCUACACCAUUCCUGUGCUUAAUAUUGAAGUCUCUUCUUUUACAGCAGAACUCCCAACUUUUGGUUAUGUGCUUCCAAAAGAAAUGAGGACUCCAGUUUUCACUGUUCCAUUUGUCGGGUUUUCAAUGCCAUCAUAUACCGUUGUCCUUCCAUCACUGGAGCUGCCAGUUCUUCAUAUUCCCCAAGGCCUGAGAACACUGAAGCUUCCCAAUUAUCGAGUAAGCCCCCUGCCAAACCAUAUCUCUAUCCCAGCCUUUGGAAAUAUUACCUAUGAUUUCUCAUUUAAAUCUAGCAUGAUUACCCUGAAUACAAACGCUGGCUUUUUUAACCAAUCUGAUAUUGUUGCCCGAUUGAGUUCCUCCUCCACUUCUGUGAUUGAUGCCCUACAAUAUCAGUUGGCUGGGACCACAAGCAUCACAAGGAAGAGAGGUCUGAAACUAGCAACUGCAUUAUCCCUGAGAAACCAAUUCAUAGGAGGAAAUCAUGACAGCACUAUCAGUUUCACAAAGAAAAACAUAGAAGCUUCAGUGGUAACUACAGCAAAGAUUACCGUACCGGGCUUGAAAGUAAAUUAUGGACAGGAGCUUAAAGGAAAUGCCAAAGCAAUACCGAUAAUAUCUUCAAAAAUAAAUAUAGAUUAUGAUAUUGAUAACAAUUAUGUCAAUACUAAAGCAGCAGUUGUCCACGAAGCUAAACUAGAAAGUUUUAUAUCUUAUAUAUCGGCUGAUACAUUAACCAAUGGUUUUAUCAAUGGUAAAUUUUAUGAAGGAAAAUCAUUUUCUGGGAAGUUGGUUCAUGAAGCAAAUACUUAUUUGAAUUCUAAAGGUAUUCGAUCAGGUAUGAAGUUUGAGACCAGUUCAAAUUCUGCGGACUUCUGGAAUUUUGAUGCAAAAGAAAAUGUUGCCAUCGAAGCAUCUACCGAUCGUAUUUAUGCUUUAUGGGACCAUAGUGGAGAAAACUAUCUGAAUUAUUUCCCAUUACUUCGAACUAGAGGAAAUCAGAUCUGCAAAGUAACUCUGGAACUAGCUCCUGGUAUUAUGUCAGCAGGCCUUCAGAUACAAGUUGCCCAACCAAGUAAUCUCUUUGAUGAGACUUCUGUUAAUCAAGCAUUUUCACUGACUGUUAAUAAUGGAAAUCAAAAAAUUAGCUGGACGAGUGAAGGCCAAAUCCUUAAUUUUUUCCUUGGACAUGGCUUGGAGUUAGCAAAUGAUAAUGUAGAAGCUCAAGUUGACUUGUCAGCAUCUUUGGGAGGACGUAUCCAUUUUCUCAGAAAAGUUAUAGUGCCAAUUUAUGAAAGGAGUUUAUGGGACAUCUUAAAAUUAGAUCUGACCACUAGACCUGAAGAGAAGCAAUACCUAAAUGCAUCUACAAAAAUAGUAUACACAAAAAAUGAAGAUGGGUAUUUUUUCCCUAUAAAUGUCAAUCGACUGGCAGAUGGCUUUACAAUCAUGAUUCCUGAAAUUCAAGCAAACGGUCUUGACAAUCCAUCUUACUCCAUUGUCCAACGUGAGUUCAAAAUCCCUGAAAAGUUGGAAAGUUCAUCAUUUGAUAUCAACCUUCCUCUGCUACCGAAAGUACAAUUUCCCCAAGUUAAUGUAGUAACCAAAUACAAUAAUCUGGAACAAAAUAAAAUCCCAUACUUUGAGUUGACUGUUCCCAAGUACCAUGUAACAAUGCCCCAAUUUACUCUUCCAAAGACACUUUCUCUUGGCAACCUAAAUCUGGAUCUGAAUGCUGCAAUCAACAAGAUAGCUGAUUUUGAUUUGCCUACAAUUACAAUCCCUCAACAGCAGAUUGAAAUACCAGCUUUCGCAUUUUCUUUACCUGCUGGAAUUUACUUCCCCAAAUUUGGAGCUUUGUCUAGCUCUGCCAAGGUCGCUUCCCCAUUGUACACUGCUACCUGGAACACAGCUGUGAAGAACACCAAGGAAGCCUUCGAACAUUCCAUUGACUUUACUGCAAAUUCACCGCUGCAGUUUCUGGAAUACGAUUUGGAUGGUA